GUCCUGCAGAACAAGCAACCGCCCGAGCGGGAGUCUUCAGUUGAGAUUCCGUCGGAGGGGCUGACAGAGACAAGCUCGCCAACCGAAGUCUACCUCUCCAAGCCCCACAAGCGGGAGAGAAGUUCUAGUUCCAGUGUCACCGCCGAUGAAUUUGAGAGUCGGUUUGAAUCCCAAAUAGACCCCUUACUACACCCAGAACUCUUUGCCAUCUUGAAAGCCAUUGAAAAGGAGACCGAACUUGCUAGUUUUGAUGCUGUGGACUCUGAUGCAGAAG
Messenger RNA from Durusdinium trenchii, 274 nucleotides. NCBI's taxonomy places the organism in Eukaryota, Dinophyceae, Suessiales, Symbiodiniaceae. The record is from the annotation of a GenBank genome assembly.